UAACACGAACUUCCUCUAAUUUUCUGAGACAUAGAUGUGGUUAUAAAUCAGGCUCGGCACAGUUCGAAGCAAUGGAACACCGUGGACGAGGCACUGGACACUUCUUAAACCCUUCAUAACUUCGAGAACAUCGUUGCACAACGCGUCGGCAGAGAUGAGUGAGAUAAUGGGUAUAGCGAUGGCUCUCGUUAUCCUGAGUGUUCACGGGGAGAUUACGAGUAACGGGCAUUGUGCGGGGGGCAACUGCUUCACUGUCCACAUGGAAAAGGCGGAUUUCACCACAGCGCAACAAGCUUGUGAAGAGAAAGGCGGACAUUUGAUGACCGUUCGUCAGGACACGACGAGCGAUAUACUGGCGGAUUUACUGGCCGCCGUUCCCGGAGACUAUUGGCUCGGACUGAGAUAUGCCGGUGAUCGGUGUACCAACUCAACUCUUGGGUUAAAGGGAUACAAAUGGAUCACCGGAGAGAACACAACUCAAUACAUCAACUUGAUAAGCAACCAGAUGCUCUGUUCCCAGCGAUGUGUGUCAGUGUCAUCGAACGUUCUAAAAUGGAACGAAAGACAUUGUCGCGAGGAAAUUGACGGAUAUUUGUGCGAACACAAGAAUGCCGACUACUGUGGUCCAUUGAGUUCGAGCCAAACAGUCUUCUAUAAAACAGUGCUUGGCUUUUCGACAAAUGGGAAACUCAAAGAGAUUCCUCAAGGAACCAUUGGAACCAUUCUGCCGUUUGGAACGCGGUCUAUCUGCGCAUCCGGCACGUGGUUUACAGGACCUUGGAGCUGUGAGGUGUUUGGUGGUGGUUGUGAUUAUGAGUGCGUUCAGAACGAACAAAACAACACGUGCACCUGCCCGAAAGGAUAUCAAAUAGAUGACAACAGAGUCACUUGCACCAAACAGGAUGACCCAUGUUUGCUGGCAGAAUGUGAGCACGGUUGCUCAAAAGUUGGCAACACAUAUGUGUGCAUCUGUCGCCAGGGGUUUGAACUGGAUGCAGAUAGGAAGACGUGCAAAGACAUAAACGAUUGCAUUGAUGAAAGUCUGUGUCAGGGUCAGAACGAGGAGUGUGUCAACACAAUAGGUAGCUUCGAGUGUCGUUGCAAGCUCGGGUUUGAGAGAGAGGGUCUCCUUUGCAUUGAUGUCGACGAAUGUUUUAUGUCUGGAUCUGUGAAAUGUGAUCACGAGUGCGUCAAAGAUGAAGGGGGCUUUCACUGUGAAUGCCACGAAGGAUACAUACUAUCAAAAAUAGACACACGAUCAUGCUUUAUGAUGAACUGCUCGUAUAAAUGCCCUGCAGAUUGCGACAGCAAUAAUAGUGUCCAGUGCAUAUGUCCGUAUGGUUACCUCCUUGAAGACGAACAAUUUUGCGUUGAUAUAGAUGAAUGCGACAAUGACGACUGUGACCAAAACUGUACCAAUACACCUGGUGGAUUUGAAUGUUUUUGCUAUGAAGGAUUCGAGCUUAUAGAUGAAUUCAGUUGUGAGAGAAAAGACACUGGGGGUUUAGAUACCUCUUUGACUUUUGAUGAUUUUAUACCUACCAGCAGACCCCCAACCGACCAGCCAGUGCCCCUUUCAGCUGGCAUCCUGUUGGCAAUAAUGAUUUGCACCGUUCUGUCUGUUCUUGUACUGGUGUGCCUCACUCACUACAUACUGAGACGUCGAAAUAAAAUGCACCAUUAUGACGUAUACAAAGGCCAGUGUGACGUCAGCUAUUUUCAACAGGUGGUCAUUGAAAAUAACAGCGCACAACUGUCGUUGCCAAGCAGGUGUUUAAAACAAGACGCCUAAAAUCGGACUUCAUUUAUGCUGUACAAUGAAAAUAGAAAAAUUAUGCCUAUUUAAGAUAUAUAAAAUAUUCAUCAUUUUAACAAAUAUUUUUUUUAUAUAAAAUGUAUUUAAUGACAUUGUAAUUAUUUCUUUUUUGAAGAAGUAUUCAGUGUCAGUAUUGCUGAAUGGUGUCUUGUGAAGAGAAUAAAUAUUUUGUUUAAAUA
This is a messenger RNA of Xyrauchen texanus (razorback sucker), 1995 nucleotides long. RefSeq names its product thrombomodulin-like. Gene Ontology annotation, molecular function: calcium ion binding; extracellular matrix protein binding; extracellular matrix binding. The record is from RefSeq and is a predicted model, not a curated record. The coding region runs from base 155 to 1792 and encodes 545 amino acids. The transcript has a single exon. Gene Ontology annotation, biological process: cell migration. Gene Ontology annotation, cellular component: membrane; extracellular matrix; external side of plasma membrane. NCBI's taxonomy places the organism in Eukaryota, Metazoa, Chordata, Actinopteri, Cypriniformes, Catostomidae.